GGCUCCACCCAGAAUCAUCAUCAUCAUCUUCAUUACAACAAGACUUCCAAGUAGCAGAGUACCACAGAAAUGAGAACUGAGAGGGAGGUGUCAAGAGAGGCUGUGAUUGUGGCGGUGGACGCAAAAAGGAGCAAGGAAAAUUUGGAAACAGUGGAAUGGGCCUUCAGAUACUUGGUUCGUCCAGGAGACAUCCUCCUUGUCUUGGGGGUUUUGCAUGAUGACCAACUCGGACAACCCAAGAAGCACUCCUGCUUUCCCUCCUUCAAUUUUCUCUUAGCCACCAGCCAUUGCGAGAGAUCAGGAAUGGUUGACCACGAGGAACUGGAUUCUAUCGAGCUUAAAGAGACAUACGAGAAAAGGAGAAGAGAGUACCAGAUUAGCCUCCAAACUAUAAGCCGCCAAUGCCAAAGCAAUGAUGUGAAGUUGCAACUUAAAUUUGCGGCAGGGUAUUGUCCUGCGAGAUUGGCAAUUGAGGAAGCACAAAACCUUAAUACCCGGUGGAUCGUAUUGGACAGUCACUUUAGGAAAUCCCAACUUUUUCUACGGGGACAUGUAAGCUGCAGCAUUGCAGUAAUGAAGGGUAAAGAUUUCGCUACCUUGAUGCUGUCAGAAGCUACCCCACCUGACAUCUUUCCUGGAAAUUCUGAAGAAAGUUACAAUUCAGCUCCUACAGACAAUCCUAUGGAAGUGUCUACUAAAAGUUUAAGUCCUGAUCAAUUAACAAAGUCACAUGCACCCGCAUCUCAUCGUCAAAAUCCUUGUUGCUACCCAAUGUCUUGGAGAACUGGCUUCCCUCGAGUAUUUUCGCACAAUGAAAUUGAAGUGAUAACAAAUGGCUUUGCCGAUGACUAUAUCUCAAAAGACAUUGAGGGCUUGAAAGUUUACCUAGGAAUAUUGCAAGACACAACUGUUUUAGUCAAGUCUUAUGAAGAAGUAAAUAAAUGCUUCCGGUCGAUGCUAGUGAUCCUUUCUCGGGUAUGUCACCGCAAUAUCAUGAACCUUGUAGGGUACUGCUACACUGGGGCUGCUGCAUACUUGAUCUUUGACUUUCCAUGUUUGGGUAACAUGGAAUACAACUUGCGAAAUGAGGAAUUGGCUCAGAAGCUGGGGUGGAAAACAAGGUGGUAUAUUGCUCUAGAGAUAGGCGGAAGCUUGCGCUAUCUUCAUGAGGAAUGUGCUGAUGGUUCUAUUGUUCACAAAUCUGUUUGUUCAUGUAGUGUUUCACUUUCUCAUGAUUACUCUGCAAUGCUUUCCAGAUUCACAACUGCUGAAUGGCUUGCUGAAUGUGUUCCCCAUGAUGAAGAUUUGAUUGCCAGAUGCUCAAAUUUCGAAGAAGACGAGAGCCUUUUUGUAGAUGUACGCGGAUAUGGGAAAUUCCUCCUGGAGCUUAUUACAGGAAAAAGUGCAUGUAGCUUUCCAAACCAAGGGAAGGAUCAGUCCAUGAUUGACUGGGCAUUGCCACUUCUAGAAAAUGGUGCGCUUAGGAACCUAAUGGACUGCCGAGUGACAGAAAGUGCUGGUGACCGUAGAUUGGUACGUCAGAUGGCCCAUGCUGCAUUGCGCUGCCUAAAUGUUGAUUCAGAUCACAAACUUUCAAUAAGCGAGGCCUUGGCCAUUGUUCGAGGUGAUGAACUUGUGGUAUCCGUUCAAGCCCUGAAGAUUUUUGAAUAACUCCAGGAAAUUACUUUUUUUUUUUUUUUUGGUUAGUAGUUUAUUAUACAAAUGUAUCUAUAUAUGCU
Messenger RNA from Rosa chinensis, 1739 nucleotides. RefSeq names its product serine/threonine-protein kinase CDG1. The transcript has 9 exons. The coding region runs from base 70 to 1671 and encodes 533 amino acids. Gene Ontology annotation, molecular function: protein kinase activity; ATP binding. Lineage: Eukaryota; Viridiplantae; Streptophyta; Magnoliopsida; Rosales; Rosaceae. The record is from RefSeq and is a predicted model, not a curated record. Gene Ontology annotation, biological process: protein phosphorylation. Gene Ontology annotation, cellular component: plasma membrane.